CCGAGCCGAGCCAAAGCCACAAACCUUGCCGGAAGCCAGGCCACCGUGGGGCAUGGCGGUGACGUCAUCGUCAAGAGUCGUGGCGGUGCCCAAGCCGCAGCCGUCCGUCCUGUCUCAAUGGCAUGCCGUCGUGUUCUACUUGGUGCUGGUGUUCGGGGACCGUCUCCAGAACCCGUACGAGUACAAGCUCUACUAUUACAACAAGCUCGAGCAGACGGCGAUCGCGCAAAUCUACGCCGUCGGGACUCUCGGAGGCUGUUUUGCCGAUCUCUGGGGACGCUCGAUCGCCAAGCGCGUGGGCUGGAAGCUGUCCGCGCCGCUUCUGCUGGCACUCCUGAUGCAGUCUUGCCUGAUGAAGAAGACCGACCACCUGGAAACGCUGAUGAUCUCGAAGGUUCUGGCUAAGAUGUGUGUGCUCACGCUGUUCCCGCUGGCCUUGGGCCAGUUCAGCGCCCGCACAAGGCCGUCAGACGUGGCCAUCAUGAUCAGCAUCGGCUUCAUCGGCAUCGUCGCGGGCGUCACUGGCAGCCUGCUCUGCGACGUCAUCUACUUCGACUGCUUCAUCAUGUUCCGCAUAGCUACCUACGUCCUGGGACUCCUGUUUCUCUUCCACUGGCUCGCUCCACCGUCGCAGCCUAUCAAGGACCUCCUGGAACCGUACCGGUCCGACCGCAUCGUCACCCUCGCCGUGCUCUCCUCCGAGGCAGCCCUCUGGUGCUGCAGCACCGUCGUCGAAGCCUUCUGGGCGCCCCUGGUCAACCCUUCCAACAUGGACGUCGGCCUGCUGUACGCCCUGUACUGCUUCUUCCAUGUCUUCGGUGGCUGCUUCUUCCGGGUGACCCGCAUGAUCCAGGCGACGCCGCGCUACACCCUGACCCUGUCGUGCCUCCUGGCGGCCGUCGGCAUGUUCUUCGCGGCGGCCGCCAUGCCCGUCUACCCGGACUCGGUGCUGGUCAUCGUCAUGGCCAUGCUGGCCUUCCACUUCUCCCUCGGCCUGUGGGGCGCCGCGCUGCGCAAGCUCAGGAACUGCGCCAUGCUGUCGCCCCGUUACGAGGCCUACGCCCGGUGCGCGGGACGCCUAGUCGGUGCCGCCAUGUUGACCGUGAAGAAGGAGUUCGACACUCAGUACCUGUGCGGUGUCUUUACCCUCUGCUGCCUGUUCGUGCUGCUCUCGUUAAUGCCCGUUCAGUCGCUGGCCCGCUGGAAGCAGAAGUCACGAGUCAUUCAGGUGCUCAGGUACAUGGCUGGUCACUCGUCGGCGGCGUGACGAGUGAGUAGGCGAUCCGGGAGGCGUUAGCUGC
This is a messenger RNA of Rhipicephalus sanguineus (brown dog tick), 1301 nucleotides long. RefSeq lists its product as uncharacterized. Bases 53 to 1267 code for a protein of 404 amino acids. The transcript has 2 exons. Gene Ontology annotation, biological process: molybdate ion transport. Lineage: Eukaryota; Metazoa; Arthropoda; Arachnida; Ixodida; Ixodidae. Gene Ontology annotation, cellular component: membrane. Gene Ontology annotation, molecular function: molybdate ion transmembrane transporter activity. The record is from RefSeq and is a predicted model, not a curated record.